GCGGAGGGUGCUGCGCGCAGAGGCAGGGCUGCUCCAGCGUCUUGAGAUCCUCCCUCUUUUUUGUCUUGCUCUAAUUGGCUGAUCCGCCGCGGCAGCUCGCAUACUUUCGGACUGACGCCUCCAAACCCCUCCGGAAAAUAAGCCGGAACUGCAUGGACGUCGCUCUGUUCGCUCCAGCUCCGCGGCGCUCAUGCGCUUCCCGGGAUUUGAUGGAUUUUACGGGUGAUUUUAGCGGCUGACUUCUCAAGUCUGACUCUGCUUUGAUGUUCAACGAGCGGGCAGCCCCUCCUCGGUGAGUGCCGUAGCUGCGUAGACUGUUUGUAAACACGGUGAAGAAGGACGUGUAGGCGUCUUCUACACGGUUUUCCUUUUACGGCUGCAGUGUAGCAGAACUGGUUUCAUCCGAGUGACGCGGCGCUCUUGGCGGACUUCUGAGAGUGCGAGAGCACGUGAGGACGAACGGGUGAAGGGAGAGGGAGGGGGCUUCUCUGAAAGAGGAGGGCACCAUUUAAUGAGAGUUAAAACCGCGUACGUGUUACAGUUCAACCUGUGCGUGAUCAUUCACGAGCGUGCUUUAUAGCCUUGCGCGGUUUCGGGUGUAUAGGAGGGGAAACCGCGGCUGCGCGUGAAGUCUGAGGGACUCUGGUCCAGCAGCGCUGCCCUUUGUUUUCACCGACCGAUUCCUGCACAGAUGUUGACGGAAGUUUGCAAAACGACUCGACCCUCAAAAUGGAUCCAUCGGGUUGUGCUGGUGGCUUUUUGAACUGGAGGCGUCAUGUGCACGAGGUCGUCUGCACCCAGUCGGGGCUUUGAACAGGCAGCAGGUCUCAUCUGGCAUGAAAAAAAAUCAUCUCAAAGACAAAAUAUGAUGAACAGCAAGCGGGUGCAGAGUUUCAUGGAACCACUAGCUCAAGGCAAGAUGGCAAGACUAGAGAGUACCAUGGGGACCAUGGUCCCUCCAGGGCUUUCCAAAGCAGACAAUGUGCCACAGUACCCCCAAGACAAAUCCUUACCCUAUAGACAGAGCUACAUAUCUUGCUCUCUCAGUGGACAAGAGGCUUUAGAUCUUCCUUCAGCAUGGAGCCCCUCUAGGACUUGUGUGAGAAAUGGAGGGAGCCCAGUGGUUCAUUCUUCAGCCACAGUGGGCUCAAUUACGAAUCCAAUCUUUUACAGACCUGAAAAUGUGCCUUUCCCUGUGGACAGUGGCUCCCCUGCUGCAGCUGAAGAGUUAGCAGCAAAGCACAAGCUUGCCUACUAUAACAGAAGCAAGCACAGCCCCAGUACUACAGGUGUAGUCUCUCCUGUUGCUGUUAGGAAACUUCCUGUAGGGUGCACAAGCCUGUCCCCCUCAACAGCAGAAAACUCAGUUGGGCUUGCUAUUCCAAAACCAGUGUAUGGACAUAGCCCCUGCUGCACUGACCGAAAGUGCACAGUACGCCAGAUCUAUGCUGUGGAACGAGGGUUGCAAAGGGUGCCCACUCAAAUGUUGGAGGAUGACUGGGCUGCACAUUACAGUCACUGGGCAUAUCUGCACAAAAAGGAGCAGGAAGCACUGAUGCAGCAGAGGAUAUUGCCAUUUGAGCACUGUGGAGAGAGGGUACCAUUGAAAGAUGUAACCACACAGGGGUACCAUGGUCACAGCCCAAGCAGACUGAGGAGGGUAUCUGCAUUUACUGAGCCAAGCCAUAGUAGCUACGCCUAUAGCCCAGUUCAUUCAUUUGUCCCUGGUUCACCAGAGCACUGCCAUCGUUUCCAGAUGCGCCCACAAAUGCAUAAAGACCUGCCUCCUAUGUAUGAACCACUGACUAGAAUGCAUUAUGGAACACCUACACAUGGUUAUCCAGAUCGUCCUCAUGUAUCCAAAUAUCAAGAAAUACCUCAGCAUUCUUUGCUUUACUGCCCACAGAAUAAUGAAGAGGUUUACAGGCUGGAGAAUCCUCGUCAUAUGGUUGAAAAGCAAUGCCAUGUUCCUCAGCCUUAUUACAGUGAUUUGCCAAAUCCUUACUCUAUGGUCCCAAGCCACUCUGCUACCAGGACUUUACCUGCUUAUUCUGGUUAUAGAAUGCACUUAAAUAACAGCCAAGUGAACCCAUUCACAGAGAGGCCAUGUCCCCCUCCCGUCAUGCACCAGGCAGAUCGACCUCUGGACUUCUCCAUGCGGAGAGAGCAGAAUGUGGACUCCCACCUAGAGCCUCAUGGACAGGUUGGGACUUCAGGGACUUUCCACCAAGCACAGGUUUCAAAUCAUGUAGGCGCUAAAAAUUGCAACGUAUCCUCACCAGAUCAGAGCCGAGACGGCUUUCCGGUUAGCAGCAGCCAUAACUACAUGGCCUCUCCUCAGAGCACUGGUGGUAUAUCUGAUGAAAAGCAGGGUUUACGUAUUUCAGACAAUCAAGCAAACAGUACCUUAAUAUCUAAAAGGCACAGAGAGGAAAGUGAUAAUAUUUGUGAAAAUGGUCCUUCGGAAAAAGCUAAAAAGAACCAGCAGAAUUUUAAUGAGGCUCAUUCGCCUUCUUCCCCUCCAAUGCCAGUCAUAAACAAAGUCUUUAGCCUGGCCCCUUACAAAGUCUAUUUAGAAGCUACAGGCAUGUUCUCCCCAGAACAUCCUGAUAGUUCUAAGCUUCAAGCUGGCUCAAAACCACUGAAAGAAGAGCCAGAACUGCAAAGCACAGACCCAAAAACUGCUUCAGGUCAAGAUGACCCUAAGUUAAAAGCAGUCAAAAUACCACCAGCUGGCAGUCAUGACUCAGAAGAACUUCAAAUAGUAAAGGUCAAAAAAGAGGAAGCAGAACCAUCUUUUCAGUCAAAAAUUAAUGAUGGCCCCAGUCCUGCAGUUAACCAUAACUGCAAUGAUGGAGUCAAAGAAGAGCCAGAAGAUUUAAAACCAGCAGUGUGCGAUAUUGAACACAACCCUGUUAUUGUGAAGAGUGACUCUGAACCAGAAUGUAAGCCAGUCAAGCCAGAAAUGGCAGAAUCCUGCCUUGAAUUGAAGGUUGAGCCCAGCCUGAUGGAUAAAGUGGAAACUGUACAGACUCAAAACACCGUCACAAAACCUUGUGAACUUCCAGCCAAUCUGUCUCCUAAAAUUCCAGCUUCACUUAAGACAUCCCAGACGUUUUCCAUCAGUAAUAUCUCUCCUCAUUGCCUUAAACUGUCUAGCUAUAGUAUCAUUGCGCCUGAAGUUCUGAAAGCUCCUGUGACUCCAGGCCCUGAGGUUCUUCAGUCCCCUGCUGAAACAAGACCGGCUGUAAGCAGCAGCAGACAGGCCCGACAUCAGUUCAUGGAGCUUCACCAGUCACUCUGCAGGCUCGUAUCAACCUCUGUUUCUCAAACCUCACAUUGGGACGUCAGGGAAUGGUUAUCCAGUUUGAACCUUGUUUGUCCUCCAGCCAAAACCCAGAAGGUGUCAUGCCUCCUGGGUUCCAAGGCCAGAGAGGUUUGGCUGAGAGGUGAGGAGACAGUGACGGCACUCCAGAAGGUCCUUGACCAGUUUGAGAAUUAUGUCAGAAGACGCGAGUGCCCCUUUCCUCAUGUCAUCAGAGCAGGGGCAGUGUUCAUCCCCAUGCUGGUGGUGAAAGAGGUCCUGUUUCCUCAGGUCCAUGGCGCGUUCAUAGACCAGGUGCUGCAGGAGCAUAAAGUUGAGCUGCGGCCUACCACGCUUUCCGAGGAGAGACACUUGACUCAACUCCACAGACGGGCCUUUUCGUCUAAACUCCGUAGGCUCCUGUCCCUCAAACACCUGCCAGAUAUUUAUCCAGAUGUCCUUAACCUGCUCUACUAUGACAGUGCCUGCACGUUCAUUGAUUCCACUCCCACAGAUGAUGCCCAAAAAAUUGCUCAGGAGUAGAGCUCAGCUCCGCCUUUAAGACAGAAUGUACAGAAUGCUCUGAUGAAGCCGAAGGUUUUGUUAAUGAGCUGGACGUACACUGCCCAUCCCCAAGGCCACAAACGCCGGAUACCAUCACACACCUGGAGAAC
This is a messenger RNA of Pygocentrus nattereri (red-bellied piranha), 3978 nucleotides long. RefSeq names its product chromosome 7 C15orf39 homolog (gene prmt2ip). The record is from RefSeq and is a predicted model, not a curated record. Bases 776 to 3847 code for a protein of 1023 amino acids. The transcript is spliced from 4 exons. Lineage: Eukaryota; Metazoa; Chordata; Actinopteri; Characiformes; Serrasalmidae.